Molecule: messenger RNA, 3421 nt
Organism: Strongylocentrotus purpuratus (purple sea urchin)
Lineage: Eukaryota; Metazoa; Echinodermata; Echinoidea; Camarodonta; Strongylocentrotidae
Product: cell wall protein DAN4
Exons: 13
Source: RefSeq, a predicted model, not a curated record
UCUACAGUAACACCAACGUCUACUGUGUCAUCUACAGUGACACCAACCUCCACUACUUUGUCAUCUUCAGUGACACCAAGCACAACUUUGUCAUCUACACCAACCUCCACUUUGUCAUCUACAGUGACACCAACGUCUACUGUGUCACCAACCUCUACUCUGUCAUCUACAGUAACACCAACCUCUACUGUGUCAACUCUGUCAUCUACAGUAACACCAACUUCUACUGUGUCAUCUACAGUGACACCAACCUCCACUUUGUCAUCGCUGUCAUCUACAGUAACACCAACCUCCACUCUGUCAUCUACAGUAACACCAACCUCUACUGUGUCAUCUACAAUGACACCAACCUCCACUUUGUCAUCUUCAGUGACACCAAGCACCACUGUGUCUUCAACAGUGACACCAACCUCCACUUUUUUAUCGUCAGUGACACCAACCCCCACUGUGUCAUCUACAGUGACACCAACCUCCACUCUGUCAUCUACAGUAACACCAACCUCUACUGUGUCAUCUACAACACCAAGCACCACUUUGUCAUCUACAGUAACACCAACCUCCACUUUGUCAUCUACAGUGACACCAACCUCCACUGUGUCAUCUACAGUAACACCAAGCGCUACUGUCACAUUUACAGCUGAUGUAGGAGUUUCCGCCACAGUAAGCUUUGAUAUGACAUUCGAAACACAGGACAAUGAACUAUUAGUGUUCACAGAUGACCUCAAUGACCCAACUUCCGCUCGCUUCAUUGAGCUGCAGACCUUCUUCUGUAGAGCGAUGGUAGCAAUAAUCCGCACGCGAUUGCCCUCCGAUGUGGGGGAUUCCUUCGUCUUCGUUUGCGUGGUGAAUCGGUUCCGGUCGGGAAGUGUGAUUGCAAAUGGCGAUGUAGAGAUGGAGGCUCCAGCUGGAGCCAUCACCCCGGCCCAGGUUGAGGACGUGACGUCACUAGAUAACAUCACCGCUCCAAAGGAAAUCUUAGUAGACGGUGUCCUGUUUGGAAUAGCCUCCCUGAACUCAAACGUCAGUAUGCUGACUGCAACGGAAGCUCCAACAGCAGUGGCAACAGCGCCCUCUGCCAAAUAUUCGUCUAUAUCAACAGGAGCGAUUGUGGGUAUUGUUCUUGGGUGCCUGGCUUUCAUCAUGAUCGUUCUCAUCGUCUUCUGUUUCUGCUUCAUAGCCAACAUAAGACACCAUCAAAAGAAUAAGAUGCUUAUGGCUGGUCCCCAUCAUCCCGACCUUAACUACCACGAUGCGAGCCUGAAUUUCCUGGACGAGGACGAUCUCCAUCCUGAUGACCUGUCCAGUGGCUCUUCCUUAGAAGAUAGAAGAUUCGUCGUCGGCCAGGCCUUAAGAAACAUGGGACAACCAAGAUACCCAAUGUCAGAGUAUUCUCAGGAGGGGUCGCAAAACUUCGGCGCAGAGAAUUACAUGACACCGUAUGUAGUGGAUGGCAUGGAUGGGGAAAUCGUCGAAAGGAACCCACUUCAUGUGUCCCACAUGUAAUCUUUGACUUUUGAUCUAUACCGGAGGGUAACGCUGCGAAUUCGAAAUCUACCAUACAUCGAGGAAAAAGUGUAUUUAUUUUUUUAUUUUUAUAUAUAUGAAAAGCAAUGCCAGCUAUGUUCAUCUGGACUUAUUUAUUGAUUCGCUGCACUACUUUAAUGCGAAUGAGAACAAGAGAUAUCUCAGAGUUUAUAAGGUUGAAUGUAAGUUCUUUAAUCUUCAUAUACGUAUAAAGAAGAAAUGGGAAUAAUGUUAUUUAACGUAAAACAGUACUAGUAUGUUGUAUUUAUUAGUAAAACUUCAUCCAUAUGGUACAUGAAUAUUAUUGUUGUACAAAACAUUAGUAUAAUAAUAACGAUGAAAAGAAAACGUGUGAAAAAAAGCAUGGAAAUAAUGUGAUUAAUUAAAGAAGUAUAUGCAUAUGCUGCAUAUGAUGUAAACUUUAAGAAGACGGCUAACUGUAAUUCAUAAUAAUUCAUUUAUGUUAACCUUUUACUUACUUUAGUUCUACACAGCUUAUAGCAAAUCAUAAUUAUAUGGGUCAAUCUGGACCCCGUUUUAUAAAAAGUAGAUAUUAACUGCAACUAUGUACAUAUGAGAUAGGGGAGUGCAAACUAGUGCGAUUGAUUAGAGGACUUGCGACUGAUUUGGAUCAAUCUCAACUCUUUAUAAGAGUGGUUCCUGAGAGUAAAUAUUGGUAUUUUACACAUUUUUGGGGAAAAUAAUUAAGGUAUGACAAUGAAUGAGAAUCAUAUUUUUGUAUCAAUGACAGCUCAUAAAAAUGUGACAUAUUAAAUUUUAUAUCUAAAGGUAUUCAACAAAGGUCGCAAUUCAAUUAGUGCUCCUUUCGUUCUUCAGUUACAAAUUACACAAAAGACAUCCAAUUUCUAAGCAUUCAAAGGCUUAUGCCUAACUUAGUUGUCAACUAUAUUAACCAUAUUAGCAACUACAUUAAUCACAUCCCUUGAAAAUUUGAUAUCUUUUUUGUGUUUUUCAUAACUCAUGAACAAAAGGAGCACUGAUUGAAUUUCGUCCUUUGUUGAAUAAUUUUAGAUAUUUGUGUGCCGGUGUAUAUACUGUUGCCCUGUAGAGAUUCGUAUUCAUGUAUUUAGGGCAUUAUGCCAUUAAGAAGCUGAAAUAAAUCAAAGCCUUACCUAUAAUGAUAAUUUAUGUUUCCAAUAUUUUUGGAGAACUUUAAAUGCAAUAUGUGAUAGUAGUAGUAGUAGACUUUAUUUGAUAACUUGUUCAGCACAUGGUCAAUCUGCCACACGGUCUAUUUUUAUAAAUCGUAAACAAAAUAUUGUCAGAUACAAACUGUAACAAAGUAAAAACGUGAAAAUACAUGCAAAAGAGGACCAUUAUACCUCUUCACACACCAUUGAAUACUUGCAUAAAGGGGAACAGAAAAAUGAAAAACAAAACAAAAGAGAUAGCCUACGAUUAUCAAUAUUAAUUGGAUUUUUUUAAAUAUUUGUUUCUUCUAUCUAACAUAUCGAAUUCGCAAAGCAAUAACUGAGAUGCGUCUUUAAAUAACGCAAGAUUGGAGUAUCUACGUUGUCGUAAUGUUGCGUGUGUUUAUAUUAUUAUAAUAAUCAUAUUGUACAAACACUUCAUGUUGAGAAUAAUCAAGAUGGGAAUACUUUGAGAAAUACUUUAUCAAAACAAUUUUUUGGACAGCAACUCAAGUUUUACCCAUGGAAUAGAUGUAACAUGGUGGUAUUUGAUUUAUAGAUUUUUACACGGAAGAAAUGAGCCUAUUUCAAUACAUUUCAAUACAUACUUUUGAUAUUUGUAUACAUAGUGUUGAAGAGUACUUUUGUAAUUAGAUUCAUCAAGCUUAUUUAUUAUAUAUUAUAUUUGUAACUAUGCAAGUAAGGAUUAGUUUGGUGAAAUAAAAACACGAUAUAGAUAUAUUUUA